Bombina bombina (fire-bellied toad) is the source of this 1632-nucleotide messenger RNA. Its product is annotated as alcohol dehydrogenase 1. Lineage: Eukaryota; Metazoa; Chordata; Amphibia; Anura; Bombinatoridae. Gene Ontology annotation, cellular component: cytosol. The record is from RefSeq and is a predicted model, not a curated record. The transcript has 9 exons. The coding region runs from base 310 to 1446 and encodes 378 amino acids. Gene Ontology annotation, biological process: retinol metabolic process; retinoic acid metabolic process. Gene Ontology annotation, molecular function: all-trans-retinol dehydrogenase (NAD+) activity; zinc ion binding.
ACUGAAAAAAAGGUAUCUGUUCUCUGCUAUAAGCAAAUAUAGAACUUUAGCUGCUUGCACAACUUGUAGUGUUUCUUAUGUUUAACAAAUGAAGGUCGGUGUUUUAUGAGCUGACACUAUUCUAUUUACUGAUUCAUAAACGUUGUAUGUAUAAUUAGAGAGUUGGACUGGCUCAUUUGAACUGGCUCUCAGGGGGAAUGAUUAACACGCAGGUUAUAUAUUGUUUGCAUACCUCUCAUUUCUAAACACAGCUCUUGAAUUACACAGUCGUCUUGAUUUGCUUGAAAGCACUUGAAGAAACAAACAGAUAUGGCUACGGCAGGACAAGUCAUCAAGUGCAAGGCAGCAGUAACAUGGGAGCCCGAUACACCAUUUUCUAUUGAAGAGAUAGAAGUAGCUCCCCCUAAAGCCCAUGAAGUUCGCAUCAAGAUGGUGUCCACAGGCAUCUGUCGCUCAGAUGAACAUGCACUUAGUGGAAAGCUCACUGAUGUGGUUUUUCCAGUUGUGAUUGGACAUGAAGGAGUUGGUAUUGUGGAAAGCAUUGGUGAAGGAGUAGAGGGUAUAAAGCCAGGAGACAAGGUGAUCCCGCUGUUUGUACCCCAAUGUAACCAGUGCAUGUGUUGCAAAGAUUCAAGGAGUAAUUUCUGCCUUUCAGCCAGCUUAGGCCGACCAAAAGGACUCAUGGCUGACGGCACAAGUAGAUUUACCUGUAAAGGCAAACAACUCCAUCACUUCCUAAAUACCAGCACGUUUACCGAGUACACUGUUGUAGAGGAAAUUGCUGUGACAAAAAUUGAUGAUGAUGCUCCUUUGGGUAAUACCUGUCUGAUUGGUUGCGGUUUCUCUACUGGAUAUGGGUCUGCAUUAAAUACAGCCAAGGUACAAGAAGGCUCUACUUGUGCAGUGUUCGGUUUAGGGGGUGUGGGCCUUGCUGUUGUCAUGGGUUGCAAAGCAGCUGGGGCUUCCCGUAUCUUUGGAAUAGACAUCAAUGAGGACAAGUUUGAAAAAGCAAAGGAAUUAGGAGUAACUGAUUGUAUCAACCCCAAAGAUUCUGACAAACCUAUUCAGCAAGUGCUUCUGGAACAGACUGGUGGGGGAGUGGACUACGUCUUUGAGUGCAUUGGAAACAUUGAGAUUAUGCUAGCAGCCCUACAAUCAAGUCAUUUUGCAUAUGGAACUACAGUUAUAGUUGGAGUAUCAGCUGUAUCAUCUACCAUCACCUUUGAUCCAAUGAUUAUGUUAACUGGACGUACACUAAAAGGCUCCGUCUUUGGAGGAUGGAAGAGUAAAGAUGCCGUCCCUCAGUUAGUGUCUGACUACAUGGCUAAAAAGUUUGACCUGGACAAGCUGGUAACACACAAUCUGCCUUUUGAGAAAAUCAAUGAGGGAUUUGAGCUUUUGCGUACGGGGAAAAGUAUUCGGACUGUCUUAUCAUUUAAAGAAUGAAUUCUGCAGGAAAUACAUAUCGGAACAACCAUUUUGGUAAUCAUCAUAUGAACUACUGUAUUUUAUCUGAUAAUAAAGUCUUUGGUCAUUAUUUCCUUACUUAUCAUGUAAUUCUGAGUUGUUUGUUUACAGAACAAAUCUAAAUAAAAUAUGCACCACAAAUAAAGUCUAUAAAACAUCCAAAAA